Chelmon rostratus (copperband butterflyfish) is the source of this 2518-nucleotide messenger RNA. Its product is annotated as gastrula zinc finger protein XlCGF57.1-like. NCBI's taxonomy places the organism in Eukaryota, Metazoa, Chordata, Actinopteri, Chaetodontiformes, Chaetodontidae. Gene Ontology annotation, biological process: negative regulation of transcription by RNA polymerase II; regulation of immune system process; regulation of cytokine production. The transcript is spliced from 4 exons. Bases 34 to 2037 code for a protein of 667 amino acids. The record is from RefSeq and is a predicted model, not a curated record.
CUGUGAGAGUCAGCCGUCCACUUUGACGGGAAAAUGUCAGAAAACUUGGUGUUUUAUUCAGAAACAAAGUCCAUCAUGGAGACAGCCGUGAAGACCGCGGCUGAUGUCAUCGGGAAUUCAAAGGAAGAAGGUUCACUGAGGAAGUUAAGCGUGAGGCGGCAGCCAGAUUUCGACAACAUAGUGGAGAUGUUGGCACGGGAGGCGACGAGAAAGAUCGACACCGUUUUCUCCCAACUGUCCUCGAUGCUGCGCAACGAAAACAAGACCCUGAAGGCCAGAGUGGGACAGCUGGAGGACGAGCUGAAGACGAUGACUGAAAACUUUGAAGAUGCCAGAAUGUGGAGAGAAAACGUCCUGAGCGGCUGCCCGGUCCUGUUCGAGCAGAGCGGCCUGAUCUUCACCCUGAAGCCGUUCGGGAAGUUGAAAAGAAAGACGGAUAAAUUAACGGAGGGAGUCGAGGAAUCAUCGCCUGCUGCUGGGAUGCAGAGACGACAUGAUGCUGAUGGUGGAGAAGCAACGAAGGAGGUGAACUCUGAAGCUCAGUCACCAGCCAGUAGACAAGACGCUGCACAGGAUUAUACCACAACAACCACAGAAGAGUCUGAACACCCCGACGGCCAAAGCGCUCAGGAAGCAGCCGGCAGGAAGAAAGGGAAGGUGUUCGUAUGCAACGUCUGUAACAAGAGCUUCAGCCGGCAGUUUCAUCUGCUGAAGCAUGCGAACACUCACAAAGAGCAGCGGCCGUUCGCCUGCGACCAGUGCCCGAGAAGAUUCAGGAAUACGGUGACUUUCGAGCACCACCUGCUGCGACACGAGGAGAGGAAGCACGCCACCUUCAAGUGCCAGCUGUGCGAGAAGAAGUUCAAAACAAAAAUGCACCUGAAGACUCAUCAGCUUGUGCACACGGACACGCGUCCGUUCGUCUGCUCCACCUGCGGGAAGGGCUUCAAAACGAAACACAACCUGCAGGCUCAUCAGGUCGUUCACACGGUGGAGAAGCUGCACAAGUGCUCCGAGUGCGGGGAGAGUUUCAGGUAUGCGUUCACGCUGCAGUGCCACCGCAGCGUUCACACCGGUGAACAUCCGUACAAAUGCACGGUGUGUGGAAAAGCUUUCAUAAAGAGGAGAUCGCUCAGGACGCACCAGUCCGUCCACAGGGGGAAAAUGUUCACGUGUGAGACGUGUGGAGCAGGUUUCACCCUUCAGCACAACCUGAAGCGACACAUUCGCAUUCACACGGGCGAAAAGCCGUUCAAGUGUAAGGUCUGCGGGAAGAGUUUCGUUCAGCACAACAAGCUGAAGGCUCAUAUGCUUCUUCACGGCGACUCCAAGCCAUUCAUGUGUGACCUGUGUGGAAAGACUUUCCUCUACAACUGCCAGCUGCAGAAACACCAGAAGGUGACUCACGACGAAAGACACGGGCGGGUCAUCAGGAGACAAACCCGAGAGCGAGGUAACCGCAGAGUCAUCUACCGACGGGACCGAACGACCGUGGACAUGACGCCGUUCAGCUGCAGGACCUGCCGCAAGGGCUUUGACACGGCGAGUUCACUGAAGAGACACGAGCUCAUUCACACCGGUCACAUGCAGUACAGCUGUGACACAUGUGGGAAAUCUUUUUUCUACAAAGCCACGUACGACUACCAUCAGCGGAUCCAUUCGGGGGAACGGCCGUUCGCUUGUGACGUCUGCGGCAAGAGGUUCAUCAUCCUUCAGGCCCUCAAGUCCCACAAACUGCAGCACUCUGGAGAGAAACCGCAUGAAUGCGAGCAGUGCGGCAAAGCCUUCAGGAUCUACACCAACUACCUCAGACACUUACGGAUCCACACGGGGGAGAAGCCCUACGAGUGUGAGGUGUGUGGUGUGAGGUUCAGGCAGCUCGGACACGUAAAGUUCCACAUGCAGGUCCACACAGGAGAGAGACCCUAUUCCUGUAGCAGCUGUGGGCUUGGAUUUUCAGACUCACGGCUGCUCAAGAAACACAACUGUACCGAGAAACAGCAGAAAAUGUUAGGAAACACGCUGACUACGUCCUGAAACUGAGCGACUGGUGAUGAGAUGCAGCUGUGAUGGUGGUAUUUCCUGUCAGGACAAACACACAGUCCUGAAAUCUGUUCAGAAACCGCCGUUGUUAGCUGAACUACGUGACUGUCAGAGGGGAUUUUCUGAUUCAUUGUGCUUGAAAAAAACACUUGCUUUGAAAGCUAAAUUCUGACCGGUGUUUUAAAGGAUUAACAGGCUUCUUGUUGUUUUAAAAUUGUUUCUAGAGUUUCAGUCUGUGUCAAAACUUGAAAUGUGUAAUUGCAAACACUGAAGUCUGUUCUGCUAAAGAUAAACAAAAUACUGAAUUUGAAUAAAAGUUAAAAUUAUGAUUCUUGAGUCAUUAUUCUAAAAAAGGAUGACUUUGACGACGUUCCUCUCCAUUAAAUACAGGUAACUUCUCCUAAACACAUCAAAUACUGUAUGUUAGUUUAUUUUAUUCUAGUAUCUUUAUUUUAUUUUAUAAUCUUUCUUUCAA